UGUGGCCCACCUGUGCUGCUCCCUAGGCCUCCUGGUGCUUCAGAAGGCUGCGUGCGCUCCAGGGGUCGUGAGCCCUCAGCGGUCCGGACAUAGCCCUGGGCAGCCGGCAGAGCCCAGCGACACGGCUGGACUGAUUUCUGAGACUGCAGCUUGUCAGCCGGCCACCCUGUCUCCGGCGUGGGCACUCUCCUUCCUCCAUGCUCCGCCUCACCCGCUGCCAGCCAGAGGGGACCAAGCCCCGCUCAGCGUGGCCGCUGGCAAGGGGGCUAUGGGGAGCUCCGCCUCCUCCCUGACUGCCGAGACCGAGUCAGACCACGGCUUCCCUGGGGGGUCGCCCUACCCGGGGCCCCCUGCAGCGGCUGGCUGGUGUAGGAGCGGCCCUGGGGGGCCCAUGUGGGGAGGCACCCUGGUCACCCGGCAGCACCAGCCCCCUCGCCCCCGGGCCCGAAGCCACACACGCUCGCCCGGGGCUAUGGCCGCAGUCGGGGAGUGGGCCUGCGCUCGCUGCACCUUCUUGAACCCGGCGGGCCAGCGCCAGUGCACCAUCUGCGAGGCCCCCCGGCACAAGCCCGACCUGGAGCAGAUCCUGCGGCUCAGCGUGGAGGAGCAGAGGUGGGCUUGUGCGCGCUGCGCCUUCCGGAACUUCCUGGGCACAGGGGCCUGCGCCGUGUGCGGCUUCGCCCCAGUGACUGUGCCCGGGGCCGCCCCGCUGCCGGUCCUCAACGGGGUGCCUGGGGAACCCAAGGGCGGCAGCGAGGAGGCAGGGCCCGUGAGGACGCCCGGGCCGGGCUCUGCGGAGCUGGCCCCGGGGCACUGGGAGCACGAGGAGGAGGGCCCGGCCGGGGCCGGCGGCUGGGCCUGCCCACGCUGCACGCUGCACAACACGCCUGUGGCCAGCUCCUGCUCUGCCUGCGGGGGCCCCCGGAGACUCUCGCUGCCCAGGAUCCCUCCCGAAGCCCUGGUGGUCCCUGAAGUCGUGGCCCCUGCCGGCUUCCACGUCGUGCCUGCACCCCCUCAGCCAGGUCUCCCUGGGGAAGGUGCGGAGGCUGACCCUCCCUGCGCCAGCCAGGGCCCAGCUGCUGCUGACCAGGACCCUCCAAGAGUCCCGCCCUUCAGCCCCUUCUCACCCGCCCUGCAGAGCAACCCUGUGCCCCCGAGCCGCCGAGAGGUGCCCCCCCAGCUGCAGCCAGGGGUGCCUGAGGCCACUCAGCCCUCGCCCCCUGCUGGCUCCAAGGCCCCCACCCAGGGCCAGGGCCGGGCUGCGGCUGGCACGUGCCGCCUGGUGGGUUUGCUGUCCAGCAAACGGCUGGGUGUGCUGGAGGAGGCAGCGGCCGAGGGCGGCCCCGCCCACAGUGAAGCCAGCAGUGCUGUCAUUGACCUGGCUGGCGACACCGUGCGCUACACGCCUGCCGGCCCCUCCAGCCCUGACUUCACCACUUGGCCCUGUGCCAAGUGCACCCUGCGGAACCCCACCACGGCCCCCCGGUGCACCGCAUGCGGCUGCUCCAAGCUGCACGGCUUCCCAGAGCACAGCGAGCCCCCUGCCUGCUGCCCCGACUGUGGCGUAGACAGGCCUGGCCCCUGCGCGUGUGGGCGGCCCCUCUCGGCCCACAAGGCUACCCGCCUCUUGCCCGAGCGUCUGGGCCAGUGGGCCUGCCCCGCCUGCACCCUGCUCAAUGCGCCCCGGGACACGCACUGCGCCGCCUGCCACACGCCCCAGGUUCUGGUGGCCCAGCGCCAUGGCACCACGCCCCUGCGGCGCAGGGAGAGCAUGCACGUGGAGAAGCGGAGGCAGACAGACGAGGGCGAGGCCAAGGCCCUCUGGGAGAACAUCGUGACCUUCUGCCGGGAGAACGGCGUGAACUUCGUGGAUGACAGCUUCCCCCCGGGGCCCGAGUCUGUGGGCUUCCCUGCGGGUGACAGCGUCCAGCAACGUGUGAGGCAGUGGCUGCGGCCUUACGAGAUCAGCUGCUCCGGCCUCAGGGACCAGGGGCUCUCCUGGUCGGUCUUCCACACCCUGCGACCCUCAGAUAUCCUGCAGGGGCUGCUGGGGAACUGCUGGUUCCUGAGUGCGCUGGCAGUCCUGGCCGAGCGGCCCGACCUGGUGGAGAGGGUGAUGGUCACACGCAGCCUGUGUGCGGAGGGCGCCUACCAGGUGCGCCUGUGCAAGGACGGCACGUGGACGACCGUCCUGGUGGACGACAUGCUGCCCUGUGAUGAGGCCGGCUUCCUGCUCUUCUCGCAGGCAGGGCGCGCCAUCGAAGGCCUGGCCACGCUCACCGGCGCCCCCUGCGAGAGCCUGGCGCUGCAGGUCAGCUCCACUAACCCCCGCGAGGAGCCCGUUGACACUGACCUCACCUGGGCCAAAAUGCUGAGUUCUAAGGAGGCUGGGUUCCUCAUGGGCGCCUCCUGUGGGGGAGGCAACAUGAAGGUGGACGACGCUGCCUACGAGAGCUUGGGGCUGCGCCCCCGCCACGCCUACUCCGUGCUGGACGUCCGAGACGUCCAGGGCUCCAGGCUCCUGCGGCUCCGGAACCCAUGGGGCCGCUUCUCCUGGAAUGGCAGCUGGUCCGACGCAUGGCCACACUGGCCGGGGCACCUGCGGAGCGAGCUCAUGCCUCACGGCAGCAGUGAGGGCGUCUUCUGGAUGGAGUACGCGGACUUCCUCAGGUACUUCGACUCGGUGGACAUCUGCAAGGUGCAUGCAGACUGGCAGGAGGCCCGGGUGCAAGGCUCCUUCCCCAGCUCUGCCAGCGGGCCCGUGGGGGUGACUGCGCUGACAGUGCUCGAGCGUGCCUCGCUGGAAUUCGCCCUCUUCCAGGAGGGCAGCAGGCGCGCGGAUGCAGCCGACAGCCACCUGCUGGACCUGUGCAUCCUGGUGUUCCGGGCCACCUUUGGCAGUGGCCGCCUGAGCCUGGGCCGCCUGCUGGCCCAUAGCAAGCGCGCCGUCAAGAAGUUUGUGAGCUGUGACGUCAUGCUCGAGCCGGGCGAGUACGCCGUGGUCUGCUGUGCCUUCAACCACUGGGGCCCCACGCCACCUGGCCCUCCUGCCGCAGCCACACAGGGUAACGGGAGACCAGGCGCUGCCCUCGCGCCCCGCCCGCCCCACGGGGAGGGCUGCCCGUUCCUUCACACGCCUCCCCCCGCAGCCUCCAGCCCCUCAGCGGGGGGCCCCCGGGGCGCUCCCGAGCCGCCCGGCCACGUGCUGGCGGUGUACAGCUCGCGGCUGGUGGUGGUGGAGCCAGUGGAGGCCCAGCCCACGACGCUGGCGGAUGCCAUCAUACUGCUCACCGAGAGCCGCGGCGAGCGUCACGAGGGGCGCGAGGGCAUGACCUGCUACUACCUGACACACGGCUGGGCGGGGCUCAUCGUCGUGGUGGAGAACCGGCACCCCAAGUCCUACCUGCACGUGCAGUGUGACUGCUCUGACAGCUUCAACGUGGUGUCCACCCGGGGCAGCCUACGCACUCAGGACAGCGUGCCGCCCCUGCACAGGCAGGUCCUGGUGAUCCUGUCCCAGCUGGAGGGCAACGCGGGCUUCUCCAUCACCCACCGCCUGGCACACCGGAAGGCAGCCCAGGCCUUCCUCAGCGACUGGACAGCCUCCAAGGGCACCCACAGCCCCCCACUCACACCCGAGGUUGCUGGCCUACACGGGCCGCGGCCACUAUGAUCACAGCACCCUGAUAGGGCUGUGUGGGCAGAUAGCCCACCCCCACGUGCACUUUACGAGGGAGACCCCCAUGGAGGACGCUUGAAUCAGAAUCUCAGGACCCUGCCCAGUGGGCACAGCUCCCACGGGCCUUCCCCCCACCCCCACGGCCCCACCCUGAGCACCCAGGGGUCUGCCUGGCCAGGGCCUCCCGGCCCCCAAGUAGAUUACCUCGAACCAGGCUGCACGCUGGCCCAGGACAGCUCCAGACACUGGGCAAACUAAGGCUCCCUCCCCUGGAGGUGGGUUCUCUUGCCAGGCACUAGGGACAGGCAGCCCACGGGUCUGGGUGAGCUAGGGCUGAGGCCCAGGGUGAGUGCGGCUCCCUGGGAGCACAAGGUCUGAGGCCCGUCUUCCCGGAGCCCAGCUCCCUGUCCCCACGAGCGGGUGGGGGUCCCCAGAGGCCAGAUGCACAGUGGGGGCCUGCCCUGAGCAGCACGGGGGAGGCCCGUCCUGCCCCCAGUGACACUAUGCAAUCCCUGGAACCCUCCAGGGUCCAAGCCAUGACGCCCUAGGGGCGGGCGGGGGCCAGCCCUGCUGUCUGCCUGGGGCUCAUCUUCAGUGCCACCCAGCCCAUGGCCCGGCCGGCCCUACGGAGGAUCCCCAGGCUGUCACCAGCCUCCACGGGGCAGGGCGCUCCCACCCCAGACACUGCCUGGCGUUGCCAGGGCACCUGUCUGCCAUGGGCUUCUGAGCCUGGCCUCCUGGGUCCCUGCCCAGCAGCCCCUGCAGUGGCUCAGGUCCCACUGGGGUGUGUGGUUUUUACACCUAGAGAGACAUUCCCCUCUCCUUUUACUCUGAGCUGUGAAUAUUUUUAACCCUGUAAAUACGGCGAGCUCUUCAGACACAGAGACGUAUUUUAUCAGCUGUCAGCCCGUCCUUGGUGAUUCUCCACGGUGGGCUCCAGACUCAGGCUCCAGCGGACCAAAUAAAAGCGCUUUGUUUUGUAAGGAG
This is a messenger RNA of Tupaia belangeri chinensis (Chinese tree shrew), 4666 nucleotides long. RefSeq names its product calpain 15 (gene CAPN15). The record is from RefSeq and is a predicted model, not a curated record. NCBI's taxonomy places the organism in Eukaryota, Metazoa, Chordata, Mammalia, Scandentia, Tupaiidae. The coding region runs from base 269 to 3673 and encodes 1134 amino acids. Gene Ontology annotation, molecular function: calcium-dependent cysteine-type endopeptidase activity. The transcript has 12 exons. Gene Ontology annotation, biological process: proteolysis. Gene Ontology annotation, cellular component: cytoplasm.